Echinops telfairi (small Madagascar hedgehog) is the source of this 213-nucleotide messenger RNA. Its product is annotated as embryonic testis differentiation protein homolog B-like. The record is from RefSeq and is a predicted model, not a curated record. The transcript has a single exon. The coding region runs from base 4 to 213 and encodes 69 amino acids. NCBI's taxonomy places the organism in Eukaryota, Metazoa, Chordata, Mammalia, Afrosoricida, Tenrecidae.
AUCAUGGUGGCCGGACACUAUGAUAUUACUCUCAGCACCAUCAUACCAACCACCAGGAAGACAGAUGAAUACUUUAAGAAGACGCUGGUCCCCCUAAACGUGAUGAGCUUUUUAGUCAGCAGACAACUGGGGAGACAGAGGAAUUAUUCCAACCUGAGAAAAUGGGUAUGGUUGAGAAUUCUGGAAAAUCUAGGAGCUAUGUCUCAAAAGUGA